This is a messenger RNA of Agelaius phoeniceus (red-winged blackbird), 1396 nucleotides long. It is a transcript of the gene RHOH, whose product is annotated as ras homolog family member H. NCBI's taxonomy places the organism in Eukaryota, Metazoa, Chordata, Aves, Passeriformes, Icteridae. Gene Ontology annotation, molecular function: GTPase activity; GTP binding. Gene Ontology annotation, biological process: small GTPase-mediated signal transduction. The record is from RefSeq and is a predicted model, not a curated record.
ACUUACGCUAAACCUCUCCACUCCUUCUCGUCACUCUGCAUCUGGCUCUGCUGUGACUGCUGCCUCCAGAUGAACUAGACCCAGUUGCCUGGACUACUUGGCCUCUGUGUUUCCACCUUUGGAUGGGGCAGGAGUUGAACUGUGGCAUCUGGCAGGAGUCAGCUUUAUCGUGGGAUUUAUCCUGAAUAAGAUACUUGCAGAAGGAAAAGAAACGUCAUUUGACUCAUUGAAGAUUUAAAACCAACAGAGUCAUGUGGGAGAAAAUGAAAUUUUAGUCUCAAGUGGCAGAAUCGAGUCAUAAGAAGUAAAGAGAUUUGGAUGGUUUCUCACUAAAUGGAAAUUAUAUAGAAGGCUUCUAAGACCACUGCAUCUCUCCAUCCCGCUCGUGCUGCACAGAGACUGCACUCUUGGCCUUGGACGUUAAUAAAAUGCUGGAUUCAGUCAAGUGUGUUCUGGUGGGAGACUCUGCUGUUGGGAAAACAUCUCUCCUGGUACGUUUCACAUCUGAGACUUUUCCAGAUGACUACAGACCCACUGUAUAUGAAAAUACUGGUGUGGAUGUCUUCAUGGAUGGUGUACAGAUCAGCUUAGGUCUUUGGGACACAUCUGGCAGUGAUGCCUUUAAAGGCAUUCGCCCCCUCUCCUACCAACAGGCAGAUGUGGUAUUAAUGUGCUACUCGGUGGCAAACCAUAAUUCCUUUCUGAACCUGAGGAACAAAUGGAUCAGCGAGAUCCGCAGCCAUUUGCCCCGCAUCCCCGUUUUGGUGGUGGCCACUCAGACGGACCAGCGGGACAUGGGUCCCUACAGCUCCUCCUGCAUCAGCCCUAUAGAUGGAAAGCGGCUCGCCCAGGAUGUGCGAGCCAAAGGCUACUUGGAGUGCUCUGCCCUCAGCAACAGGGGAGUGCAGCAGGUGUUUGAGUAUGCUGUGAGGACAGCGGUCAACCAAGCCAAAAGGCAGAACAGGCGGAAGAUCUUCUCCAUUAAUGAGUGCAAGAUCUUUUGAGGACUGUCAGCAGUGGUUUUGCUCACGUUUGUUCUUUCUGUUUUCUCACAAAGACGCUGCAGCAGAGGGAAUGGGAGGUGAAUCAAAGGAGGGCUCCUGGCAGGACCACAGUGCAGGUGCCUAUUUAUGAAACAGGUGUGCUCUUUAUCUGAGCCUCUUCCCUCCAAAACACAUGUGUGCUAUCUUGAAAAAUGAAAGGUGCAUACCCUUAUUCACAAGCCUGUGUUUGGACUUUGCAAGCCUGAACUGCAGCAGGCCUAGCCUGCAGAUUGGCAGAUAACAGCAGUACUGAUUUUGUUUUUGUUUCUGUCAAUGUUCCUCAGUUGUUGGUUUGUCUGCAUCUGCAUUUAUUUAAUGACAAAAUUGUGCCUGGAUCAGUCCCCACCUCUGUA